AGCAGUGUGUGUCUUCAGAAGUGGCCUUGCAUGGUUUUGGGCCUAUACUGCUGUUGCGGGAGAAGAACCAGCAAGGCGAGUGUGUCAGCCGACCCCGGUUUCAGGGAGAAAUAAGGUCUAAGAACUUUAGCAAAAGUUGCAACAAUGCCAAAGAAGAAGGGACGCAGGCGAGCGCCGCUGACCGAAGAAGAACGUUUGCUUAUGAUGCAACAGAGGCAACUGGCCGAGGAGGAAAUGAUCAAGAAGAAAGAGGACAUGCUGGCUCAGUUCCUAAAGGACAAACUGGCCAAGGAGGAGCAUAAUAGCACUGUGAACAUGCACAAGAUCAACCUGCAGUGGCGCACGGUCCUCCGCGAAGUCAAGGCCAGAGAGCUACGCAAAGACAUUGAGAUUCUCAGCCAGACCUUUGAACGUGUGGUGGACUGCAAAGACAAUGUCAUUAGGUCCCUUGCUAAGGACCUUGCUGAAGCGGAAGCUCAAUAUGCGCAUGCCCUACGCAGCCACCUGCGCAACAUUGACCAGCUACUACAGUUGCAGCGAUGCCGCCUGGGAUACUUAGAAGAGGAUUACCAGACUGAGUUACGAGCCCUGCAGAAGGAGUUUGACACAGAGAGGAAGAUGAUCAUAGGGCAUCACGAUCAGGAGACCCGCUACAUUCAGGAUGUGCUGCUGGCUAUGGAACAAAAUUUUGCUGACAGUGAAUAUGAGGCCAGGCUAGAUUUCCAGAGUACGAGAGAUGAUGUGAAGAACAAGAACUUGGAGGAGAAGCAUUACCUUCGUGUGCAAUUAGAGGGUAAAGUGGAAAAUCUGUGGAAACGCUUCCAGCAAGCCUUGCGUAACUAUACAGAGGCCACAGAGGACCGCAAAAUUGCCUUCGAAGCUCUCAGACUCAGGGAUGAGAGGAGCACCAAGGAAAUUGAGAUGCAGAUGAGGAAGCUGCAGAAGAUGCAGGACCUCAUAAUCACUCUGAGGAACAAGAUUGCCCUUCAUGCACGGGAAAGCGAGGAGCAAAAUCGGCGUGUUCGUGACGAGAAGGAGUUGGUGCUGAAACAGCUUCAGAAGCUCAAGUCCCUGAUGAACCGGGCCAGAGCCAAAGCCCGCAACAAUCUGGCAAAGCUUACCAGGGAGAGCACUGGGACUCUCAAAACACUGGAACAUGUGGUAGAGAAGGGAGAACUGAUUCUGCGCCUGGCUGAAAUGUGUCGCCGGUUGGAGUCUGAGGAGGAGAAGGUGCUGCCGUUUUAUGCAAGCUCUCUUAGCUGGGAUGAGCAGAGGACUGCAGAUAAGAUCAUCAUGGAGAAGCCUGUUGAACCACUGGCAGAGAUGAUGCAAGACUAUGUGGGGCUGGAGCGCUUCUGGCAAAGAUACAACAAGGUGAGGCUGGAGCAGCUGUCACUGGAGCGGACCAAGGAAGCACUGCUCCAGGACAAUCUUAAACUGAGGCAACUGCUCAAGCAGUACCUGGAUGGCAUCUCCGUUAACGAUGAAGUUCUAAGCCAGAUCAAUCCUUUGAUGAUUGUUAACCAGUCAGCUGUUAUGCCAUCUCCUAAACAACCUAUGUCUGUCAGAGAAGACCGGGUCAAGCGGCCUAUCUAUAAUGUCGUCGAGGCAGCACAUGAAGUCAAGCGUAUCCUCUGAGCAAGCGCAUGGUGAUUCCAGAGUGCCCCUCUCUGCUUCAUUGGCCGAUCUUUGGGCAUAAAGAAGAGCUAGGCUCUCUCAGCUAGAGGUCUGUACUGGGACCUUCAGAGGAAGGAUGUUCCCACGGCAAGCUGCCAUUAAAGAGUUAAAACUGAGCUGAAGUCUAUGUCUUUUCUCCCUUUUGUAAGCAAACCCCAAACUCCAUAUACUGGGUACUUGGACUGUGGUGUGUCCACAAGCUGAGUAACCCCCACUUCAAUUUCAAUAACAUGUAAUCAGUACUUUAUGGGAUGGAUGCUG
Anolis sagrei ordinatus is the source of this 1938-nucleotide messenger RNA. It is a transcript of the gene CCDC65, whose product is annotated as coiled-coil domain containing 65. NCBI's taxonomy places the organism in Eukaryota, Metazoa, Chordata, Lepidosauria, Squamata, Anolidae. Gene Ontology annotation, biological process: axonemal dynein complex assembly; cilium-dependent cell motility; regulation of cilium movement. The record is from RefSeq and is a predicted model, not a curated record. Gene Ontology annotation, cellular component: axonemal dynein complex; axoneme.